Bemisia tabaci is the source of this 3992-nucleotide messenger RNA. RefSeq names its product Myosin 95E (gene Myo95E). Gene Ontology annotation, biological process: endocytosis; actin filament organization; actin filament-based movement. Gene Ontology annotation, molecular function: microfilament motor activity; actin filament binding; ATP binding. Gene Ontology annotation, cellular component: plasma membrane; cytoplasm; microvillus. Lineage: Eukaryota; Metazoa; Arthropoda; Insecta; Hemiptera; Aleyrodidae. The record is from RefSeq and is a predicted model, not a curated record.
ACUCGAUCCCUCUUGGUGUCGAACGAGUCGCAACUUGAACGAGACAGCUGUAGUACCGACAUGGAUCGCGAAUCUUACGGUAGCCAUCCGCGACUGAUAACGAUUUGUUUUCGUUCCAUAGCUACUUCAUCUUUACGCCUCGAUUUUUGAAGCCUCGGUAAAAUCUCUUUCGUUUUCUCUUCGAAUUUACGAUUAUGUCGCGUCGAAUUAUAGCUGGCAGUAUUGAUAACAGUGCGUUCUCCCCGUAUCACCACCAGUGAAGUUCGUGAAGUUCCUGACCCACAUUAAAGAUCGUGGGGCUUUUCAACGAUGGGUGUGUUUCCCCGGAAUUUUUUGUGUUGUGAUGUUCACUAGGAAACCCAGGAUUUUCACAAUUUUGAAAGGGCCUGCUUUGGUUGUGUGAUGGAAACCCAGGAUCAAGAGGUUGGAGCCUGGGAUGCUGUGUUAUUGGACCCUCUCACCGAAGAAGAUUUUAUCUCAAAUCUUCACCAGAGAUAUAAACGAGAUCACAUUUAUACGUACAUAGGAAAUUUUUUAGUCUCCCUUAAUCCCUACAAAGAGCUUCCAAUUUAUAGUGCAGAAUUAGCAUGCUUAUAUCGGCAUAAAGGACCUUAUCAGCUUCCACCUCACAUAUUUGCUAUCGCUGGAUCAGCUUGGCGGUGGUUACGAGAUAGAGGUGAGGACCAGGUCAUCGUUCUCACAGGCGAAAGUGGUAGUGGUAAGACUGAAGCAGCAAGAAUGACGACGCUUUUCGUAGCAGCAGUCAGUGAAAAGGAAUCUUUCAGGCACAAACUCACAAGUUCUUCCUUAAUUCUUGAAGGUUUUGGUAACGCCAAGACAAUGCUGAAUGAUAACGCUUCCAGAUUUGGAGAGUACCUAGAAGUAGAAUUCAAUCACUGUGGAGAGCCUGUCGGUGGGACGAUCACAAACUAUCUCUUAGAAAAGUCCAGGGUCACUCAGCAUGCUCAAGGAGAGAGAAAUUUUCACAUAUUUUACCAGCUCUUGACAGGGGCUGAUAUCCAAUUGCUCAAGCUUUUAAAAAUUCAGAGAAAUGUAGAGAGUUAUUCUUUACUGCGGUGUAGUAAAAACUGUUUCACAGAAUGCCAUUUAGAACAUAUCAAUGACAAAUCAGAUUUUCUCACCACCAAGAGGGCUAUGGAAAAUUUAGGUUUAUCGUCGGAAGAAAUUGUUAGUAUUUUAAGGAUAGUAGCUUCGGUGCUGAAACUUGGCAAUCUUGUGUUCAUUCCUAGUAAUAGUAUCGAUGGAACUGAGACUUGUACAAUAAGUAAUGAUUACGAAUUACAUGAAGUAUGUGAAUUACUGAAUGCGGAUUCAACGUUAUUACAGACAGCUAUUACAUCGCGGUCUUAUUCCGACGGCAUUCAAUUCAUGCUUGCGGAUCUUUGUGCCACAGAAGCCACGCACUCUAGAGACUCCCUUUGUAAAGCAUUGUACAGUAGGCUUUUUACAUUUUUAGUCAACCGAAUAAAUGAUUUCUUAAAAGUCAAACCCUGUGGGAAGCAAAAAGUACUGGGUGUACUGGACGUCUAUGGGUUUGAAAUCAUGGAGCGAAACGGUUUUGAGCAAUUCAUCAUUAAUUUCUGCAAUGAAAAGCUUCACCAAGUUGUAAUGGACCAAACUCUGCGAGAAGAACAAGAAGAGUAUAUAAGAGAAGGCAUUGAUUGGGUUCCCGUACAAUUUUUCAAUAACUCCCCCAUCUGUGAUCUCAUUGAAAAGAACAAUUAUGGUUUAUUAUCUUUGCUGGACGAAGAAUGUGGUAAACCUGAAAGCCUUAUCAGUGACGAGCAAUUUCUGGCCAAAAUUGUUGCCUUAUCCACCUCCUCAAAUCAUUGUCACACGACACCAGAACGCAGAUGUCGCAGCUAUAUUACAACAUCUGCAUCUUCGGAUAAUAAUAUGCCUUCCAAUUGUUUUCGGCUUCGUCACUAUGCUGGGACAGUCAUGUACGAUGUUUCGGGAUUUGUAGAAAAAAAUAAUGACUCUUUACACAGAGAUCUUUCCCUUGUGAUGUAUAAAUGCCAACAUCCUUUGCUCAAACUUCUUUUUCCUGAAGGUAACCCUAAAAGGACUCAGCUAAAGCGUCCUGCAACGAUCGCAACGCAGUUCCGAGUUUCACUAAAUAGCCUGGUGCACAAUCUAUCGAGCAAGCAAGCGUAUUACGUCCGUUGUAUUAAACCCAACAACCACAAGAGACCGAGAUGUUUCGACUCUUCACUGGUGCAACACCAAGUCCGAUACCUAGGGUUAUUGGAGACGGUCAAAGUUCGAAGGUCUGGUUUCUGUUAUCGGCUCCCGUAUCUCCAGUUCCUGGAGCGCUACAAAAUGCUUUGCCUUGACACUUGGCCUAACUUCUCUGGACCUGUAGUUGAAGGAGUCAAUUACAUCCUUCGAGAUCUUCCAAUCCCUAAUGGAGAAUUUGCUUUCGGCCAAAACAAAAUAUUCGUCCGGAGCCCUAGAUCUGUUUUUGAAUUAGAGGAGUUUAGGAGGCAACGCUUGGAAGAAUUAGCGAUCCUUGUUCAAAAAGUUUGGCGUGGUUACCAUCAAAGGAGAAAUUUUCUCUGCAUGAAAAGGAGCCAAAUUAUAAUCGCCUCUGCGUGGAAAAGUUGGCGGGAAUGUCGAUAUGGUGUGAGCUAUGAAGGUAGAAGACAUCUUUGGUGUUUGUACAGAGUCGCCAAAGAGGAGUAUAGAAUCAUGAAAAAGCGAAAACAAAUGGAAUGGGCUGUUAAUGUUAUUCAAAGACACUAUAUUCGAUGGAAAAGGCUUCAAUUUCUUCUACAGCUGUCGAGUGAAUUACCAGCUGAUAGCGAUUCACCAAUCAGUCACGACUGGCCACCAUGUCACCGGCGACUUGCAGACACUAGUUUAUUAUUAAGACGGUUGCAUCACAAAUGGCGAUGCCACAAAUAUAGGUUGCGUUUUGAUCAAACUGCAAGAAAUCGCAUGAGAGAAAAGGUCACUGCUAGUAUUAUAUUUAAGGAGAGAAAAGCCUCCUAUCCCCGAAGUGUGGGCCAUCCUUUUCAUGGUGAUUAUGUCCGGUUGCGGCAAAACGUUCAGUGGAAAAAAAUCAGCGUUGAGAGCAACGACCAAUAUGUUGUCUUCGCUGAUAUCAUAAAUAAGAUAGCUCGCUCAAGUGGCAAAUUUGUACCAAUACUCUUUGUGCUGUCGACUAGUUCAGUUCUAAUAUUGGACAAAAGAACUCUCCAGGUCAAAUAUCGCGUGCCCGCCACAGAAAUUUAUCGUCUUUCGCUGUCCCCGUUUCUAGAUGACGUAGCUGUUUUUCACAUUCGAGCGACGAGCCCCUGUAGUGAUGAGUGUAGUGAAAUGACGAUCCCGCUCAGCUCAUCGCCACCCGGUUGUCUCUUCCAGAGUGAACUCGGAAAGAAGAAAGGUGACUUCGUUUUCCAAACAGGACAUGUCAUCGAGAUUGUCACCAAACUCUUUCUUGUCAUUCAAAAUGCAGUCGGCAAGCCACCGGAAGUGAACAUCACCACUGAAUUCGAAGCAAAUUUUGGUCAGCAAACGGUAAUGGUGACCUUCAAAUGUAUUGGACUACCAGAGGUGCAACCUGGACAAAUAAGGAUCUUGCGGAAACGGAAUAAAUUGGAAGUGCUUGUAUGAUUAUCAGUCAUCUUCUUAUCCACCUUCGAAUAGCUCUUCUUUCUUGAUCAGAGCUUACUAAAGAGGGUAUUGUUAAACUGGUUGUAAUUAUAUUUAAAGCAAAAGUUGUUGAAUUCUGUCAGACAAUUUUAUCAUCGUUAAUCGUUAAAUCGGACUUGGGAGCAAUACGAACUUGUAUGAUUAUUAAAUUUGUAGAGAAUUCACUGUAAAUACCGCCACCGCUACUAUCAAUUGUUAAUUUUCGAAGACCUGUAAUUUAUUUUAGUCAUCAAGCUGAUUUUAUAUUGUUCAUGUUAUGCUGACCCAGUUGAUUAUUUCUUUAAAAAGAAUGUAAUAUAGUUGGUCUUUCUCCA